Molecule: messenger RNA, 2712 nt
Organism: Stylophora pistillata
Lineage: Eukaryota; Metazoa; Cnidaria; Anthozoa; Scleractinia; Pocilloporidae
Product: AP-2 complex subunit alpha-2
Biological process (GO): intracellular protein transport; clathrin-dependent endocytosis
Cellular component (GO): AP-2 adaptor complex; membrane coat
Molecular function (GO): clathrin-cargo adaptor activity
Source: RefSeq, a predicted model, not a curated record
GCUACUGUUUUGGAAGAGAUGCCACCAUUCCCAGAACGUGAGUCUUCCAUCCUAGCAAAACUGAAGAAAAAGAAGCAGGAGAAAACAGGAAUCAUUGAGAAAGAAGAGAAGAGUGAACCAGUAGAAAAACCAACCACCAACGGCCAGGUUCCUGUUGCUAUAAACGAGACUCCUGCACCCAAUCCCGCCCUUCAACCAGACCUCCUGGGUACAGAGACAACAGUUUCAAAGCCAGUGACAAAUAACUUUGGACCUCCCGAGACAGGAGGAGGUGGUCUCCUAGUAGACGUGUUUGAGAUGCCUGCGACCCCCGUAGCAGGAAGUGCUCCAUCCAUCACCCAAGGCGCAGAGGAGAAUAUCAAGAAAUUUGUGUGCAAAAACACUGGGGUUCUUUUUGAAACGGACAUCUUACAAGUCGGCAUCAAAUCGGAAUUCAAAGACGAGAAAGGGGCUCUUGGUGUGUUCUAUGGCAACAAGACCUCAUCCCAGUUUGUUUCUUUUUCUUCUAUGGUUCACCUGCCGGGAGAUCUUAAUACCCGCAUCAGAGUUGACACUAUAUCUCCUCCAAACAUUGUGGAAGGUGGAGCUCAAGUCAAACAAAUGAUAAAUAUAGAAUGUCUCUCAGAAUUCAAAGAUCAUCCAGUCAUAGAUCUUCAAUUCAGUGUGAACGGCAUGAGCCAAAGAAUUGUCCUUCCACUUCCACUGUUUCCUUCCAAGUUCUUCGCGCCGACCGAAAUGAACUCGCAAGACUUCUUUUCCAGAUGGAAACAGUUGGGAAACCCUGAUCAAGAGUGCCAGCAGAUUUUUAAGGCUAAGUUUUCAAUUGAUACAGAGACAAUUUCUACAAAGCUCGUUGGGUUUGGAAUGUCCCUACUUCAGAAUGUAGACCCUAAUCCGGAGAACUUUGUUUGUGCCGGUAUUAUUAAAGGAUCAUCCGUUCAAAUAGGAACACUGCUUCGACUAGAACCUAAUAGACAAGCACAAAUGUUUAGACUGACAAUAAGAAGCUCAAAACCACAUGUGGCCACAACCCUUGUAGAGUUAUUGGUAGACCAGUUUUGAACCAGUUUUUCCAGGUAGAGAGAUCCGCAUGGUGCAUCUGUCAUAAUACAGUGCAUCUGGGGUAAAUACGACUUUUAAUGAACCAUUUGGGAGAUCAUUCUAAUCAACCCAUCUACCUCAACAUCUCCUGAUGCCUUACAUUUGUUGUAAUAGAGCUUUACCAAUGACAUUAGACUAAAAUUAAGUUUUUGAUGCAACACUUUCUCUAUAAACACCGUGAAUCUCUAGCAGUGUUCUUUAGCCAAUCAGAGCGGGAAGAGGGCGACAUCAUUUCCUGUGUUGUGAUUGGUCAAGUCUUCUGUUUCAGCCGUGCUUCACUGAUCUAGUUGUUGGUUGUUUUCCUUUUGCUCAGUUAAGCAAAGAAGGAAAAAUUAACAGCCAAGCAAGUAAGAUAUGAUUAUCUAGCGUGCGCUUUUUCUAAGAUUGUGAGCCUUUAAGAGAAAACAGUCAAAGGAAUUUAGUCCAAACGAUACAGCAAAGUGCCAGUUGGACGAUGUACCGUAAACAUUCUAACAAGCCCCCCCCCAAAAAAGUGGUAAGUGGUAGCAGUAUUGUCAUUAGUUGCGUUUUAGUAAAUUUGGUAUGCUUUUUUGCGUUCAAAAUACAACACUUGGUUGUUUUUGAAAGCCUGUAGUGGUUUCCAUUUAAAAAUCGUAGGUUUUCAGACAGAGAAAGAAAUUCUGUAGUGAGGUUUUGUUAACUCCCCUUUCCCUCUCCCUCCCCCGCCUUCUUCAAUAAGGCUCCUGUCUGAAAGUCGUUGCAAAUUGUUAUGCCCCAAGGACUUAUAAGAGUGUUUGCGGUAGUCCUUGACUUGUCUUUUAAAUCUUCAAAGAGGAUCUGCCAAAAGCAAGAGUUGACCCAUUUAUGCAGAUGAAUUUUCCUCUCUCUAUCACUUCAGAAUUACAAUGGCAAUCAAAGAAGGUGGCAUUGUUGAGCUAGAAUAUUGCGCUCAUUACAAAUAUUCUAAGUCAAGGAUAAAACUCCACAUGUUUUGUACCUCGCUGGAAAGCGUGUAAUGACGAGCAUUGAAUGAUGAUAAAGCAGCUAGUAUUUGGCCAAAAAAGCAAUGGUUAAAUUGUCUUUAAAACUUUCACUUGCAUGCGUAGUUGUUAGUGGUGUUUAUAUUCCAAUCUCAACUAUUACACCAGUUUUUUUUAUUUUUUUUUUCUGUAAGGAUGUACGAUUAAAUAUUAUUGCGAUAUGAAUAAAUUCUUUUAGCUAGUAGGUAACAAUAAUUAUAACUGAACGGUCAACUCUUCGCUGUAUUCUCGAUCCCUUCUGGCUUGUAAAUUUAAAAGCAAUGUAUCAAGCAUUAAUUUUUUUUUUUUGAUCGUAAAAAGCGUAUCUCAUAGUUUUAGUUAAGAUGGCUUGUGUUUGCGGAAGUAAUACAGUUUCAAGUAAAGAUUAGUGUGGAUAACGGGGAUUGUAUUAUAUGAUCCAAAGUUGUGAGGUAUUUUACUCUACCAGUGACUAAGAUUACUAAAGCAAGCUUUUAAGAGCCUGCCUGUAUACACUUAGGAAUUUUUUAUAAGAAAAAGAAAGGACAAAAAGAGACGAGAACGAUGAACAUUUAACAAACCCAAGUACUAGGCUUGUAGCUGCCGAACUAAUGCCUGACGCAAAAUAAAAGUAUCAAGAUGGUUACUUUCC